GUCCCCAUUACGUGAGAACCGUGUUCGGCCACUUUACUGGAGAGUUAAUUGGAUAGCCCCGAUCGCUUCGAUCCACCUACAUCAGUCAUAAAUGCUAGCUGCCAGAAUGAGGUUCGUGCAAUACCUACGCAAAGGGGAUUUGGCCAAGCGCCUUGGCUUCCUGUCCGAAGACCAAAAGUCUCUGGUGGAACUCGCCGGCUUGGAGGGCGUACCGAGCGAUCUGAAGACUCUGAUUGCCCAGAACCCCAACCUGGAGGAGCUGGCCCAAAAGGCAGAGAAGCAGCCGCGACUCGAGGUCAACGAUGAUGUCACAUUGCUGCCACCCCUCACCGAUCCCGGCAAAAUCAUCUGCAUUGGUCUGAACUACCAGGACCAUUGCGAUGAGCAGAACAAGCCGGCCCCCAAGGAACCCAUGUUCUUCAGCAAGUUCAACAACGCCCUGGUUGGUCCCCAAGAUAAUGUCAUCGCCCACUCGGCGAGCACUAAAAUCGAUUGGGAGGUGGAGCUGGUCUGUGUCAUUGGCAAGGUCGCCCGCCAUGUGCCCAAGUCCCUGGCCAUGGACUAUGUCUUUGGGUACACGGUGGCCCAGGACAUCUCCGCCCGCGACUGGCAAAAGGAGCGGAAUGGCGGUCAGUUCCUCAUCGGCAAGUCGAUGGACACUUUCCUACCGCUGGGACCGGCUGUGGUGCACAAGAGCCUGGUGCCGGAUGUCUACAAUUUGAAUCUGAAGACCUGGGUCAAUGGUGUGGAGAAGCAGAACGGCAACACCGGCAACCUGAUCUUCAAGCUGGACGAUGUGAUCAAUCGGCUGUCGCAGACCAUCACCCUGCUGCCGGGCGACAUUAUAGUGACCGGAACGCCCAAGGGCGUGGGAAUGCACCGUAGUCCGCCGGAGUUCCUCAAACCAGGCGAUGUCAUCCAGACGGAGAUUGUCGGAUUGGGCAAGCUGUGCAACAAGGUCGUGGCCCCCUAGGGUCGUAAUUCCCUAUUAUUUGUUAUACGUUUGCAUAGUUAUAUGUUGUUUAUAAAACAAUGGCAUUUAA
Drosophila subpulchrella is the source of this 1043-nucleotide messenger RNA. RefSeq names its product fumarylacetoacetate hydrolase domain-containing protein 2A. Gene Ontology annotation, molecular function: hydro-lyase activity. The coding region runs from base 92 to 973 and encodes 293 amino acids. The record is from RefSeq and is a predicted model, not a curated record. NCBI's taxonomy places the organism in Eukaryota, Metazoa, Arthropoda, Insecta, Diptera, Drosophilidae. The transcript has 3 exons.